AUGUCGCUCACAUCAUUCUCCAUCAUCCUCCACCACCGCUUGGUGGCCACCGCCACCCCUCAACUCCUCCGGCGCUUUAGUUUCAUCCCAAUUUCCGCCAGACAACAAAACCGUAAGCCCCAAGCCCCAAGCAAGAAUCUCCUAAAAGCAAAACACGCAUUGAAAAAUUUCUCAUCUCUCGCUCCCAACCUCUCCCUCGAAGACAACCCUCCUCUCUCAGAAUCCCAAGCCGUCGGCGUCGUCGCUUCCUCCCAGGCCAAUUUCAUGCGCGUAGUUGUCCAGUCAGUCCCCGAUGAAUCUUCCGGAGGGGUAGAACUGCUGUGCGUUGUGAGGGCGCUGCUGAAGAAGAUAAAGCGUAGGGUUAUGGUUGGGGAUAAGGUUAUAGUAGGUUCUGUUGAUUGGGUGGAUCGGAGAGGAAUGAUUGAAAACGUGUUUCAGCGAAAUUCUGAAAUGCUUGACCCUCCCGUGGCUAACGUGGACCAUUUACUGGUUCUCUUCUCGCUUGAUCAACCAAAGCUUGAGACGUUUACGCUUACAAGGUUUUUGGUUGAAGCUGAGUCCACUGGGGUUCCUCUCACUCUAGCUCUUAACAAGACUGAGCUUGUGGAUAAAGAGACCUUGGAUUCCUGGAAGGCUAGGUUUCAUGACUGGGGAUACCAGCCAGUCUUUUGCAGUGUUAAAUCUGGACAAAACCUUGAUCUUCUUGCAUUCCAAUUGAGAGAUCAAACAACAGUGGUUGUGGGUCCUAGUGGAGUUGGGAAGUCUAGUUUGAUCAAUGCUCUUAGAAGCAACCAUCGUACUUGUGAUACUGCAGAUGGGGAGAAUUGGUUUGAACCUGUUUUAGGUAGCAGGUGGUUAGAGGAACAGCGAGUUGCGGAGGUUUCAACAAGAAGUGGCAGGGGGAAGCAUACUACUCGUCAUGUCUCUCUGCUUCCAUUAACUGGAGGGGGUUAUCUUGCUGACACUCCCGGGUUUAACCAGCCUAGUUUAUUGAAAGUGACAAAGCAAUCUCUUGCUCAAACUUUUCCUGAAAUCAGGAAAAUGCUUGGUGAAAAUGAGCCUGCAAAAUGUUCGUUUAACAAUUGCUUGCAUCUUGGUGAACCUGGCUGUGUUGUGAAGGGGGAUUGGGAAAGAUAUUCAUUCUAUUUUCAACUUCUUGAUGAGAUUAGAAUCAGAGAGGAGUUCCAGCUGAGAACAUUUGGAACUAAAAGAGAAAGUGAUGUAAGGUUAAAAAUAGGAAAUAUGGGUUCUCAGCAAGCAGAACCUCGCCUGGAACUUAAGAAGCAUAGAAGACAGUCUCGAAAAAAGACUAACCAAUCAAUUUUAGAUGAACUGCAUGAUGAUGAUGACGAAGACGAAGACAAUUUGCUUGACGAGGAGAACGAUCCCUUUUUAAAUGCUUUAAGGAAUGAAAAUCCUUAA
Messenger RNA from Vicia faba (fava bean), 1422 nucleotides. The record is from the annotation of a GenBank genome assembly. NCBI's taxonomy places the organism in Eukaryota, Viridiplantae, Streptophyta, Magnoliopsida, Fabales, Fabaceae.